AUGGCGGAUGCUUUACAGACUUUCUUCCGCGGCUCUCUGCCCGAUGAGAUUUCGGGAUUGUUGGCUGAACGUCUCUCCGACCUUGAAUCUGGAGAUUUUUCCGCCCUUCUGCAAUCCAAGGAUGCCCAAGAACUUCUUGGACGCAGUGCAGGCUCAGAGCUGGAUGAAACGAAACUGAAAGAUUGCGCAACCUGGAAUGAGUACGUCUCAAUCCGAUUGAACCGAAUUCUUGCCGCCGACCAGGAGAAUGCCAUAUACAAGCAGGGUAUCUUCUUCAUCAUUGGAUAUGCCGCGCUGCUCGCUUUCCUGCAAUCAAAUGCUACCGGUCCACCUCUUCCAUUCACACCUUCACAAACCGUCUUACCACAAGAGGUGGCCGAGGAUAAGCAACAAGUGACGGUUCUGCGCCGUCAACUCAUCGCAAGCCUCGCAGUCGACGGUAUUGCAGCUUAUCGUUUGACACCAAAUAUUGAACUUCUUUGCCUGGCAAACGUCAUUAUCAGUAACCUGGAUAUCCUCGAGAAUAUUCCGGUCGCUAGAUGGGCCAGACUGAGAGUCACAUUUAUGCACCAAAGACUUCUAUCUGAAGACUGCGGAACUCUGCAGGACAAGAUCUUUGUCGAUGUUGACGCGAUACAAGAGCAAUUCUUUGAUGUGUCGCCCAAGGGCAAGUCAAAGGUUAGCAAUGAUGAAGCGAAGGUUGAAUUCUUGCUUGAACGUGCCAGUAUCGAGACCUUCUAUGGCUUGGACAAAAAGGCUAGAGUUGAUCUAGACCAGGCGGCAGCUGAACAGGGCUUCCAAUUCGCGCUCACUGGUAUUUUGGGAAGAAGAACAAAGUUCCAGCAGCAUGAUGUCAGUCAACUGGUUGUGCUUGCCAAAAGUGCACAGAAUACCGAGGAUGCCAAGGGCGUGAAGUCUUCCGAAGUUCAGACAGAAGGCGCAAACAGUGGCCCCAAGAAUGUGGACCUCAAUGAUGACACACUUUUAGAGUCCAUAUCAUUCACCGAAAAGCCAACGCUCAACCUAGAUGUUCAGACCAAAGAGUCCUUGCCGCCAGCAUUAGCGGAACUCGACCCUUCAAACCAGCCCAAGCUACUUCCAUUGGAUUCCAUUAUUCUACUCGCCCUUGCUUCCUCCAUCACAAACACAUCUCCCGCCAAUGGUCUUACUAGAGAAGAGACGCUUCCCUAUGCUACACGCGUACUGGAGGGUGGCAGCUCGAACUGGCAGGUCUACACACAAGGACUGCUCGUUCGUAGUAGAAUGGAGGGCUACCGAUCUAGAACCAUUGAACGCGGUCUUCUGCAAUUACAAGCCGUUGUCGACCAGGUCAUUGCAGACACCACUGAAACCCCUGCAGAUGGAAACGCUGAUGUUACGGCCACAAGCUUCUUGCGCAAAGGCGAAAGCGAGGACUCUGCACCAGCUUCGGAGAGACUGCGAUAUAUCUUCCAGAUUGCAGCCCCUACUCGAUGGGAGUUGGAGGGUGAACUUGCACAGAGAUGGGUUACCUUGGGAGGAUUGCGAUCAGCACUCGACAUCUACGUGCGUCUGGAGAUGUGGGCAGAGGCUGCUCUCUGCUACGCUGCCACCGAGAAGGAAGAGACAGCGAAGAAGUUGGUGCGCCGCCAGCUCUUCCACGCAACCAACAAUGGUGACGAGGACAAUGCCGGCGACGAAGAGACAUGGGAGGGUCCUGAAAGACAACCUCCACCAGCUGACGCAGCACGUCUUUACUGUAUUAUCGGUGACCUUGACCAAGACGCUUCUAUGUACGAGAAGGCGUGGGAGGUCUCGGGUCAACGUUAUGCUCGCGCCCAACGCUCGCUGGGUCGCAUGUACAUUGGCCAACGCGACAUGCUCAAGGCCGCUGACGCAUAUGCGAAGAGUUUGCGGGCUAAUCAGUUGAAUCACGCCUCUUGGUUCGCUAUGGGGUGUUGUUUGCUGGAGCUUGCGCAAUUUGAGAAGGCCGCUGAAGCCUUUUCUCGCACUGUCCAGCUUGAAGAGACUGAUGCAGAAGCAUGGAGUAAUCUGGCCGCUGCCCUCCUCAAGAAUCAGAUUCCUACUGCUGACGACGAACCCCCGGCUCCCGCUGUCGAGCUCGCCGAAGACGAAGACGAGUCGAUGGCCUCCCAAACCAAGAAGCCUGACCCGCAGCAGAACAAGAAGGACGCUCUUCGUGCACUCAAACGUGCUGCUACUCUCAAACACGAUAGCCACCGUAUCUGGGAGAACCUCCUCAUCGUCGCUGCAUCACUAUCUCCACCAGACUACGACACAGUGUUGACAGCUCAGCGUCACAUCAUUGACCUCCGCUCAAAGACCAACGGUGAAUCUUGCAUCGAUGUCGAAAUCAUGGAGCAUAUGAUUCGCCAUGUCAUUGCUUUGAACGACGAGUACGAUCCCUCAAAGCCCGGUUUCGAACGUCUGCUGGUAGAGAUGUUUGACAAGAAGAUUGUACCUCUCAUCACAUCCUCUCGCGAGCUGUGGCAAUUAUACGCUAAGUUGUCUCUUUGGCGUAAGAAGCCAGCCACUGCAUUAGACGCCAACGAGAAGGCUUGGAGAGCAGUGACUAGUCAACCUGGCUGGGAGACCGAGAGCGAGGGUCGCUGGGAUGUCAUUGUUGAUGCCACCGUCGAUCUCUGUGAUGCAUACGAGAGUCUGGGUCAGAUGGAGAAGACAGAGGGUAUGGCAGCUGGAACUGGUGCAUUGGUUGCCAAGGACUGGAAGUUCAAGGCGAGAAGCGCAAUCAGGAGUAUUAUGGGUAAAGGCAAGGACUGCUGGGAAGACACGGAGGGAUGGGAGAGGCUGAAGGAGGCAUUGGAAGGUUUGCGUGGCUAG
Aureobasidium pullulans EXF-150 is the source of this 2841-nucleotide messenger RNA. RefSeq names its product TPR-like protein. Gene Ontology annotation, molecular function: protein binding. NCBI's taxonomy places the organism in Eukaryota, Fungi, Ascomycota, Dothideomycetes, Dothideales, Saccotheciaceae. Bases 1 to 2841 code for a protein of 946 amino acids. The record is from RefSeq and is a predicted model, not a curated record. The transcript has a single exon.